Nerophis lumbriciformis (worm pipefish) is the source of this 1492-nucleotide messenger RNA. RefSeq names its product SRY-box transcription factor 17 (gene sox17). Gene Ontology annotation, molecular function: RNA polymerase II cis-regulatory region sequence-specific DNA binding; DNA-binding transcription activator activity, RNA polymerase II-specific. Gene Ontology annotation, biological process: positive regulation of transcription by RNA polymerase II; vasculogenesis; negative regulation of canonical Wnt signaling pathway. Gene Ontology annotation, cellular component: nucleus. NCBI's taxonomy places the organism in Eukaryota, Metazoa, Chordata, Actinopteri, Syngnathiformes, Syngnathidae. The record is from RefSeq and is a predicted model, not a curated record.
CUCACCGGAGGUGACCCAAAUGGACGGGAAUAUUCUUUUAAAAGUACAUACAACAACUUUGUCGACUUAUUUAAUUCUUUUAAAAUAAUAAUAAUAAUUUUUAAAAAAAAGAAUCCUACCGUGAAAGUCUCCGAAGCUCCCAGAGAUGAGCAGUCCCGAUGCGGGCUACGCCAGCGACGAUCAGAACCAGGCAAGGUGCGCGAUGUCAGUCAUGAUGCCUGGGAUGGGACACUGCCAGUGGGCAGACCCCCUCGGGGCCCUCGGGGAGUCCAAAGUCAAGAGCGAGCCGUGCGUCGCCGCCGCUGCCAACAGCACCAGCACCACCACCAGCACCGGCUCCUGCGGGGCUGCUGCGGCCGGCGGAGGGAACCAGAGUCGCGGCAAGAGCGAGCCGAGGAUCCGCCGGCCCAUGAACGCCUUCAUGGUGUGGGCCAAGGACGAGCGCAAGAGGCUGGCCCAGCAGAACCCAGACCUGCACAACGCAGAACUCAGCAAAAUGUUGGGCAAGUCGUGGAAGUCCCUCCCCGUGGUGGACAAGCAGCCCUUCGUGGAGGAGGCGGAGCGCCUGCGCGUGCAGCACAUGCAGGACCACCCCAACUACAAGUAUCGGCCCCGCAGGCGCAAGCAGGUGAAGCGGAUCAAGCGGCUGGACUCCGGCUUCCUGCUCCACGGGGGGUCCGAGCACCAAGCCCCCUCGGUGCCCGGGGACGCCCUGGGGCUGGGCUACCACGAGCACGGCUUCCAGCUGCCGCAGCAGCCCCUGGGCCACUACCACCGCCCGGACGCCCAGGGCCUGGCGGGCGGCUACGAGAGCUACAGCCUCCCCACGCCGGACACCUCGCCGCUGGACGCCGUGGAGUCCGACUCCAUGUUCUUCCCCGCCCAGGAGGACUGCCACAUGAUGUACGCCGCCUACCACUCGCAGGUUGCCGAGUACCAGCACCAGGAGCCCCUCGCCGCCCACCACGCCAGCACCCUCCUCCAGCGCCACCCCGCCUCCGCUCCGGAGCAGCCCCCGUCCUACAUGGGGUGCCCCACCCCCCUGCAGGCCAUGUACUACAGCCAGGCAAAGCGCCACCCGGGAGCGGGUCAGCUCUCCCCGCCGCCCGACUGCCACCCUCACGACAACGUGGAGCACAUGCAACACUCGGAGCUGCUGGCCGAGGUGGACCGCAGCGAGUUUGAGCAGUAUUUAAGCUCCGCCUCCUCCUCCGGCCGGGCCGACUUGGCGGCCUUGGCGUACGGGCCCCACGAGGGCGGCGGGCAGGGACCCGAGAGCCUGACGUCGUCCAUGUUGUCGGACGCCAGCACCACCAUCUACUACUGCAGCUACAACAACUCCUAAGGCUGCUGCUCAUGUUUUUGAUCUUCUCACUACUGAACCAAAAGUGUAGGAACUCUUUUUUUCCUUUACUGUCUCGCAGGGAUAUGAAGUCAUUUUGUGAUGUUAAAUAUUGUACAGUCACUAUUUUUAAGUCAGUUUUUUAUACUU